AUAUUUGUCUCCUGAGCUGUGUGAGAGCAGCCGAAAGUCCAUCUCUGGCUCUCUGCGUUAGCCGCAAUGGCCUCUUAUACUGCUUACAGUGGCUACAGCAAACCACCUCAAUCUUACGUGGGCUCCUACUAUGACGAGAAGCAGCCUCAGACCUAUGGCGAUUACCAAGACUCUGUAUACGAGGAAAAACAGAGAAUUGAGAAGAAGAAGCGCCGGGAUGCCAUCUGUUGUGAGGUAGUGGCCCUUAUUAUCGGCUUCAUUGGACUAAUUGGAGUGGCAGCCGUGACGGGCCUGCCUAUGUGGAAGGUAACAGCCUUCAUUGAGGAGAAUAUCAUUGUCAUGGAGACCCGCUGGGAGGGUUUGUGGAUGAACUGCUACAGACAAGCCAACAUCAGAAUGCAGUGUAAGGUGUACGACUCUCUGCUGUUUCUGCCUCCGGACCUCCAGGCUGCCAGGGGUCUGAUGUGUGCAUCUGUGGCUCUGACCACCUUCGCCCUCAUCGUAGCAGCAGUGGGGAUGAAGUGUACCAGAGUGGUGGACCAUCGGGCUCGCACCAAGCAUAUUGUUCUUGUGGCUGGGGGCUGUCUGUUCCUCAUGGGCUGUAUCACUACUCUAAUCCCCGUGUCCUGGACAGGCCACGUUAUCAUCAGGGAUUUCUACAACCCUCUGCUCAUCGACGCCCAGCGCAGGGAGCUCGGGGAGGCUCUUUACAUCGGAUGGGUGACCUCAGCUUUGCUUUUCACUGCCGGAGUGAUCCUGCUGUGCCGUCACGCUCCCCGCACACAGGACCCAGAUGAGAGGAUUACAUACAACCCCGGGGCAAAUAUCUACCCACCUGCAUACACAUACCAGCCAUACACGUACCAGCCAUACACCUACCAGCCUCCCUACUCUGCACCCCCACCAGGAUCAGUGGCAUACACACCAACUCAGUACUAGUCCGUUCUGGACUUGCUUUAUAAACUUGCCAAUAUUUUGAACAUUUGAAUGAGAAGAAUCAAUUGACUAAUAAGAGCAACAGCAGUCAUGGGAAAUGGCCACGUUUCCGUACUUCCUCAAAGGGGAUGAAGUGUACUGCAGAGAUUGAAAUUCAUUAUGGACCUGAUUGCGUUUUGACCAUUAUGAACUGUGCUGAACAACUGUAUGCUUUGUUUGUUUCCAUAUGCUUAAUUUACACUAAAUUAUACUCAGGUAGAGUAUACUUAAUUUGUAAUAAUGCAACAGUUAUUUGUUAGGAAUACUGUCUUUACAGCCACUGCCGGCAUGCUCUUUGAGAGUGAUUUAUGCACUAGGCCUUUAUAAGAUGUUCAUGCGUGUUUUGAGUUAUUUUUGUAAGUGUACAUAUUUUUUCAAAAUGUUGGCUUAAACAUGAGGCCAAUUCCAGUUUUCAAUAAAGGAAUAAGGCUGAGAAAAGGGAAAA
Molecule: messenger RNA, 1420 nt
Organism: Amphiprion ocellaris (clown anemonefish)
Lineage: Eukaryota; Metazoa; Chordata; Actinopteri; Pomacentridae
Product: claudin-8-like
Exons: 1
Coding region: 67-939 (290 amino acids)
Biological process (GO): bicellular tight junction assembly; cell adhesion
Cellular component (GO): plasma membrane; bicellular tight junction
Molecular function (GO): structural molecule activity
Source: RefSeq, a predicted model, not a curated record